This is a messenger RNA of Paramecium tetraurelia, 2046 nucleotides long. RefSeq lists its product as uncharacterized. Gene Ontology annotation, molecular function: ATP binding; cAMP-dependent protein kinase activity; cGMP-dependent protein kinase activity. The transcript is spliced from 6 exons. Gene Ontology annotation, biological process: peptidyl-serine phosphorylation; signal transduction. Gene Ontology annotation, cellular component: cAMP-dependent protein kinase complex. The record is from RefSeq and is a predicted model, not a curated record. Lineage: Eukaryota; Ciliophora; Oligohymenophorea; Peniculida; Parameciidae.
AUGUUCUAUUGCACAGUGAAAGAUUAGGAGAUGGUAUUUAAAUAAGGAGAUAAGGGAAGUUCAUAUUUUUUGAUUGAAAGAGGUUAAUGCUAAAUAAUAAUAAAUAAUGAUGUAAAGAAAACCUUAAAAUCUGGAGAAGCAUUUGGUGAAUUGGCGUUAUUGUACAACGCUCCAAGAUCUGCAUCGGUGAAAGCUAUAGGAGAUUGUGCCUUUUGGGCCAUAGAUAGAAACACAGUGAGAAAGGUAAUAGAGGAAAUCUCUUUGAAGGAUUAUGAAUAAAACAAGGAAUUUAUACAGAAAGUCCAAUUUUUCGAGUCACUUACUGAUGAUUAAAGAACUGCGAUUACAUCUGUUCUGAUAACACUAAAUUUUAAGGCUGGUGAGAUAAUUGUGAAUGAAGGAGAUUAAGCAGAUUCCUUUUUUAUUAUAAAGAAAGGAGAGAUUGAGAUUUCUAAAGGAGGCAAAUAAUUGAGAAUCAUGCAAUAAGGAGACUCUCUGGGGGAAUAAGCCUUGUAGAGUAAUUCUGUUAGAGGGGCAACAGCCAAAGCACAUAAGGAUGUCAUUCUAUUGGCAUUGUCAAGAGAUGAUUUGACAAGAAUUUUGGGAGAUAAAAUAUAGACUAUUAUGUUCUUGAAUUUAUAAAGAUGGGCAUUUGAACGCCAUCCUAUAUUGAAAUAACUUACUAAACUAUAAGUAGAAAGGAUAGUAAGCACUAUGGAAUAAAAAUAAUAUAAGGAAGGAGAAGUGAUUAUAGAGAAAGGUUAAUAAUGUACUCAUUUGAUCGUUGUUCUAAUGGCCAGUUUAUAGUAUGGAUAACAAUCUAUAGAAAAAGGGUAAAUGUUUGGUGACAAGUUUUUGGAAUAACAAAACUAAAUCUUAAAUGAUUCUUUGAUAAUGAAAUCAGAUGGAUUGAUAAGUCAAAUAUAAAUUAAAGUCUUUUUUGAAAUUAUUGGUGGUACUUUAGAAUAAAUCUUUUUAAAAAACGAGAAGGCGCAUGAUAGAUUUAUUAAAAAGGAAGAGGGAUAAAAAAAGGAUCAGUAUGAUCAUUUUAAAUUAGAAGAAUUAAUCUCAAUAAAGAAACUAGGACAAGGAUAAUUUGGUAAUGUCUAUCUGGUUCAUAAUAAAUCUGAUAAGAAAAAUUAUGCACUCAAAUGCAUAUCUAAGGCUCAGAUAAUAGAGUAAAAUUUGGAAAAGCAUUUGGCCUAGGAGAAAUCAACAUUGCAGACAGCCAACUUUCCACUCAUUAUGCAUUUCGUUAAGAGCUUUUAGGACAAAAACUACAUCUAUUUUUUAGAAGAAUAUAUUAAAGGAAUGGAGCUGUUUGAUGUAAUCAGAGAAAUUGGACUCUUAAAUACUUAUGAUUCUCAAUUUUACAUAGGAUCUUUGAUCUUAUGUAUGGAAUAUCUUCAUCUCAAUAACAUUAUUUAUAGAGAUAUUAAACCAGAAAAUAUUAUGGUUGAUGAUAAAGGAUUUAUGAAGUUGAUUGAUUUAGGAACUGCUAAAAAUCUUAAAAAUAAGAAUGGUAGAACAUAUACUAUUAUUGGAACUCCUCAUUAUAUGGCUCCAGAAAUAUUGUCUGGAAAAGGAUACACAUAUUCCGUUGAUUUAUGGUCUAUAGGGAUAUGCUUGUAUGAGUUUAUGUGUGGUAAUGUACCCUAUGCAGAAGAUGCAGAAGAUCCAUACGAUAUUUAUGAGGAAAUCCAAAAAAAAGCCUUGAACUUCCCUUCUGUCCUCAAAGAUCGCAAGGCUAAGAAGUUAAUCGAAUAACUCUUAAGCAAAACUCCUGAAUUAAGAUUAGGAUCAUCAUAUGCAAGCUUAAAAAACAAUUAAUUUUUUGAACACUUUGAUUAUGAUUCAUUAAUGAACAGAGAUUUAAAGCCUCCAUAUCUCCCACCUAAAAGUAAACUUUAGAGUGACAAAGAAAUCUAAAAAGCCAUCUAGGCUGGCAAACUCAUUACUGAAGAAAUUAAAACUGAUCCUACAACAACCAAUAACAUUUAUAAACCAGAAAAAGCAAGAGAUCCUAAUUGGGAUAAAGAUUAUUGA